CAAAUUUUGGUGGGGGCCCACCACUUGGAGCUCCCACGCGGUUGAAAUUCCGCCCUGUCCCAUCACCAACCAUCCCGUCCCACGUGCAUUGUCACACACCCAACUUUCCUCUACCUGAGACUCUUUGUUAGCACUCCCAUUGUGGUCAUCUAAAGUCAAGUCGAGCCACAUGGCAAGCUGAUCAGUCACCUCGAGCAAGACAAGAACAAGCCCAUCCCACUGCUCACGGCGCAGCUCAACGUUCCGAGCCUCCAUUUCUCAGCUGUUUGCCUCUUUCUUCUUGUCUAUCGCCGUCUUGCAAGAGCGAUGGCUUGAGCGAAACCAGAACCUUUCUUCUGUUAUAGACGAGUCUCGCGCUUUAUACUCUUCCAAGCAACUUUGCAGUAGUGGCGGUGGAAGUGGCAAUUGACCAACAUGUUGCCCUUCAUUAGCAAGCCUUUCGAGCUUCUCGCCUUACGUCUCGGCGCAUCUUCCGACGAACUCAAGCUUGUCUUCUCGUUCCUCAUAUCGUACCCUCUGGCUGGUCUACUCAAGCGAGUUCCUGAUGCCAGGCCCGACCAGAAGAACCUUUUUAUUAUAUGUACAUCCACAUUCUAUCUAGUUGGUCUCUUUGACCUGUGGGACGGUGUGCGUACCCUUGCCAUCGCCUCUAUCGGCGUCUACAGUAUCGCCAAGUACCUUCGUACCAGUUACUUCAUGCCAUGGAUUGGCUUCGGUUUUCUCAUGGGCCACAUGUCCAUCAACCACAUCGCACGUCAAACUGCUAAUAACCCGUCCUCUGUCGAUAUCACGGGGGCCCAAAUGGUCCUUCUUAUGAAGCUUAGCGCGUUCUGUUGGAAUGUGGCAGAUGGCCAGCUCCCAGAGGACCAGCUAUCUGACUACCAGAGGGAGAGGAGGCUGGUUGACCUUCCAGAUAUAUUGGACUAUGCCGGUUACGUUCUCUUCUUCCCCUCUCUUUUUGCCGGUCCUGCCUUCGAUUACAUCGACUAUCGCAAGUGGAUAGACACGACAAUGUUCGACCUACCUGCUCAGGUUGAUCCCUCCAAGGCACCUCCCGUGAGGAAGAAGAGAAAGAUACCUCGCAGUGGCACGCCCGCCACCCUGAAGGCUGCUAGUGGCUUGGGCUGGAUCGGCCUUUUUAUGCUUCUUUCCAACUACUAUCCAACCGCCUAUUUGACGAGUCCUUCAUACAUGGAUCAUGGCUUCCUUCACCGGGUAUGGAUUCUUCACAUGUCUGGUUUCACGGCCCGGUUGAAGUACUACGGUGUCUGGUGCUUGACAGAGGGAGCCUGCAUUCUUGCUGGUUUAGGCUACAAUGGCGUGGAUCCUGUCACCGGCAAUGUAUCAUGGAACAGGUUACAAAACAUCAAUCCCUGGGGCGUCGAGACGGCUCAGAAUACCCGCGCCUAUCUCGGCAACUGGAACAUGAACACCAAUAAUUGGCUGAGGAACUACAUUUAUCUAAGGGUCACGCCGAGGGGAAAGAAGCCCGGUUUCCGUGCAAGCCUUGCUACAUUCGGCACCAGUGCUCUGUGGCAUGGUUUCUAUCCUGGCUACUACCUGAGCUUCAUCCUCGCUAGCUUCAUCCAGACAGUAGCCAAAAAUUACCGUCGCUACUUCCGUGCCUUCUUCAUCGAUCCCAGCAGUGGCGCGCCCACCUCCGGCAAGAUCUACUACGAUAUUCUUUCUUGGUUCGUUACUCAGUUGGGUAUGUCGUUUGUCGUUGCUCCCUUCAAUAUUCUCGAGUUUUCCGGGUCGGUCCAGGUGUGGGCUCGCGUCUAUUUCUACGCCAUCGUGGGCACCGUAUUGUCCAUGGCCUUUUUUGCCUCGCCCGCCAAGCAGAUGUUGAGGAAGCAGCUGGAGCAACGGCAAGGCAAGGCUGGUGCCAAACUCACGCGCACACUCAGUCAAGACAGUCUCUCUGGCCGGGAACCCGUCUUGGGCGUAGCGGCGGAUCCUCAGCGCGAGAUUGACGAAGCCAUGGAAGAAAUCAAGGCUGGAGUGGAGGCCCGGCAGAAGAAGAAGGCGGCUUAGAAUGAGCACCAGCGGUUUGUCAGUGGCAUCGUCCGAAUCCGAGCCAGGGAACCCAUCAUGCCUCUUGUACAAGCAGCUGUUGCUCCCAUUCCAGACAACAGUCUAUAGCCAAGUACAUGCGAUUACUGCUGCAGCUCAUCGUUAUGGAAGACAUGGUAUAGGUAGUGGUAGAAG
Molecule: messenger RNA, 2208 nt
Organism: Colletotrichum navitas
Lineage: Eukaryota; Fungi; Ascomycota; Sordariomycetes; Glomerellales; Glomerellaceae
Product: MBOAT family protein
Exons: 5
Coding region: 415-2034 (539 amino acids)
Biological process (GO): glycerophospholipid biosynthetic process; lipid modification
Cellular component (GO): endoplasmic reticulum; membrane
Molecular function (GO): 1-acylglycerophosphocholine O-acyltransferase activity; 1-acylglycerol-3-phosphate O-acyltransferase activity
Source: RefSeq, a predicted model, not a curated record